Messenger RNA from Erigeron canadensis, 2124 nucleotides. Its product is annotated as splicing factor U2af large subunit B-like. Gene Ontology annotation, molecular function: pre-mRNA 3'-splice site binding; poly-pyrimidine tract binding. Gene Ontology annotation, cellular component: U2AF complex; nucleus; nuclear speck. NCBI's taxonomy places the organism in Eukaryota, Viridiplantae, Streptophyta, Magnoliopsida, Asterales, Asteraceae. Bases 108 to 1925 code for a protein of 605 amino acids. The record is from RefSeq and is a predicted model, not a curated record. The transcript has 13 exons. Gene Ontology annotation, biological process: mRNA processing.
AACAUCUUGCAGGUCUUUAAACUCACAUAUACCAUUCCAAGCCCUAAUUUUCAACACGAAAAUCACAAAUAAUAAAAGGGAUACAAUAUAAUUAGAUCUGAAAUCCGAUGACUGAUUACGAAGAACAGCGUUACGAAGGUAACGGCGAAGGCGUUGAAGCCUUUCCCGGUGGUUCCCCUCUCCCGGAUAAACCUAAUAACCACGGCGCCGAUGAUGAGGCCGCCGCCGCCGCCGGUGACGUCAGCGAUUCUAAGUCACAGCUUUCUCGCGACAGUGAAAGAGAGUCCUCCAAAAGUAGGUCGAAGGACAGGGAGCGAGGGAGGGAUAAGGACCGGGAUAGAGAGAGGGACAGAGAUAGAGAUAGAGACGGUGAAAAGAGCAAAGACAGGGACAGGGAAAAGAGCAGAGACCGAGACCGAGACAGAGGAAAAAGCAGAGACGAUGACAGGGAAAAGGAUAGAGAAAAAGAUCGUGAUCGCCACAGGGAUCGGGACCGGGAUCGUUACAGAGAACGAGGUGAGAGAAGGGAAAGAGGCAGAGAUAGAGAUGAUGAUGACUAUCAUAGGAGUCGAGACUAUGAUAGGCGGAGAGAUUACGACAGAGAUAGAGAGGGUAGACAUAGUAGACGAAGGUCACGUUCUCCCUCAAGAUCCAAAUCUGAACGUAGGUCAAGGUCACGAUCACGUUCACGCUCCAAAAGCAGCAAAAGAGUUAGUGGUUUUGACAUGGCUCCUCCUGCUUCUGCAAUCUUGGCUAAUGCUGCUGCUGCUACCGCUGGUCAGGUCCCUGGGACCACCCCAACCAUUCCUGGAAUGUUCCAAAACAUGUUCCCGUUGGCACCUGGCCAGUUUGCAGGUCUUCCUGUUAUGCCAGUUCAGGCAAUGACUCAGCAGGCCACUAGACAUGCACGACGGGUUUAUGUUGGUGGACUUUCUCCAACCGCUAAUGAACAGUCUGUAGCGACCUUUUUUAGUCAUGUUAUGUCUGCAAUUGGUGGAAAUACUGCUGGUCCAGGUGAUGCUGUUGUCAAUGUUUACAUUAAUCAUGAAAAGAAGUUUGCUUUUGUGGAGAUGAGAUCUGUCGAGGAAGCCAGUAAUGCAAUGGCUUUGGAUGGCAUUAUAUUUGAGGGAGCACCUGUGAAGGUUCGGAGACCAAGUGAUUACAAUCCCUCCCUAGCUGCUACUCUCGGUCCAAGUCAACCUAACCCCAACCUGAACCUAGCUGCCGUUGGGCUAACCCCUGGUUCAGCUGGUGGGCUUGAGGGUCCUGACCGCAUAUUUGUGGGUGGGCUUCCUUAUUAUUUUACAGAGGCUCAAGUCAGGGAGUUAUUGGAGUCUUUUGGGGCUCUUCGGGGCUUUGAUCUUGUGAAAGACAGAGAGACUGGCAAUUCUAAAGGUUAUGCGUUCUGUGUAUAUCAGGAUUUAUCUGUCACAGAUAUUGCUUGUGCAGCUCUUAAUGGUAUCAAGAUGGGUGACAAAACCCUUACGGUUAGACGGGCUAACCAAGGUCAAACUCAACCAAAGCCGGAGCAGGAGAGCGUAUUGUUACAUGCACAACAACAAAUUGCAUUGCAGAAAUUUAUGUUGCAACCUGGGGCAAUGGUUGCACCUGCCACCAAGGUUUUAUCUUUAACCCAAGUUGUUACCGAAGAGGAGCUUAUAAAUGAUGAAGAUUAUGAAGACAUACUGGAAGACAUGAAAAUAGAAUGUGGAAAAUUCGGUGAUCUAGUUAAUGUGGUCAUUCCACGUCCAAAUCCUAACGGUGAACCAGUAGCAGGCGUUGGCAAGGUUUUCUUGGAGUAUGCCGACACUGAAGGCUCAACUAAAGCUAGGGCAGGAUUGAAUGGAAGGAAGUUCGGUGGUAACCAAGUCGUGGCUAGCUUUUAUCCGGAACACAAGUUCAACCAGGGAGAGUAUGAUGGAUAGUUAUAUUAUCAUUGUUACGUGUAUUACUAGUAUAAUGCUUUGUUUUGUUUGUUUUCUUUUCACUUUAGAACAUAGAUGUGUAAAAUUUGUUUCAGAAGAGUUGUUAUUCCUGACUUUAAACUCCAAGACAAGUUAUGAGUUUGUAGGGAUACAGACUGUUAUGUUUUUUGGUUCCACCAAACAUGUUUUGUUUUUUCUA